AGGCCUCAGACGCAGCAGGCGGCGCUUCGGGCAGCACGGGGGCGGCGGCCCUCACCAGCUUGGGGGAUGCAGGCCGAGGUUCUGCGCCGUGGCCCCUGAGCCACAUGGCCUCUCUGGGCCUCAGGACACCUGCCCCCCACCCGUCACCAGGCAGAAGGAGAGCCAUGUGCUGGGUCAGCGCCAUCAGCUUCAUGGCGGCUGAGGAGAUGCACUGGCCUGUGCCCAUGAAGGCCAUUGGUGCCCAGAACCUGCUCACCAUGCCCGGGGGGGUAGCCAAGGCUGGCUACCUGCACAAGAAGGGGGGCACCCAGCUGCAGCUGCUCAAGUGGCCCCUGCGCUUUGUCAUCAUCCACAAGCGAUGCAUCUACUACUUCAAGACCAGCACGUCCGCCUCCCCACAGGGUGCCUUCUCGCUGAACGGCUACAACCGGGUGAUGCGGGCAGCCGAGGAGACGACGUCCCACAACGUCUUCCCCUUCAAGAUCAUCCACGUCAGCAAGAAGCAUCGCACCUGGUUCUUCUCGGCCUCCUCCGAGGAAGAGCGCAAGAGCUGGAUGGCCUUGCUGCGCAGGGAAAUUGGCCACUUCCACGAGAAGAAGGAGGUGCCUCUGGACACCAGCCUCAGUGACUCCAGCUCGGACUCGGACAGUUUCUAUGGCGCCGUCGAGCGGCCUGUGGACAUCAGCAUCUCUCCGUACCCCACGGACAGCGAAGACUACGAGCAUGACGACGACGACGACUCCUACUUGGAGCCCGACUCCCCCGAGUCCUGGAAGCCCGAGGACGCCCUGACGCACCCGCCAGCCUACCCUCCGCCUCCCGUGCCCGCGGCCAGGAAGCCGGCCUUCGAUGUGCUCCGGGCCCACUCCUUCACCUCCAGGGGCCCGGGCCCUCUGGUGCCACCCCCACCCCCUAAGCGAGGCCUCCCGGAUACUGGCCUGGCUCCUGAGGACUCCAAGAGGGAGCUGCUGGGCCUGAGGUGGGCGGACCCUGACCCUAGGCUGCCUGCGGUCCCCAGGAGGAUGAGCGACCCCCCACUGGGCAGCCUGCCCCACCUGCCCAACCCUCGGAAACCCCCCUGCUUCCCCGAGAGUGGCAUCCCUGGCCCGGAGUCCCGGGUCCCCAGCCCCGGAGCCGCCUCCAGGAACUGUGACCAACUCAAGACCUUCCACCUGUGCCCCCGGGGGCCGUCCGCACCUGAGCCUCCGCCUGUGCCAGCCAACAAGCCCAAGCUCCUGAUGGUGGCGGAAGAGGGCCCCCUGCGGGGGGUGGCCAAGGCCGGGCACCUCGUGCUCCCCGUGGCCCCCAGGCCGCCUGUGCUGAAGCUGCCCGUGCCCGAGGCCCCAGCCCGGCCCGCGGCCCUGCCCAGGCCGGAGCAGCCACCCCACCCUCACCUCCAGCGCUCUCCCCCUGAUGGGCAGAGUUUCAGGAACUUCUCCUUUGAGAAAACCCAUCUGCCCUCCCAGGACGACGCCCCGCAGGCUGACUCUGGCGGCAAGGACUCUGACGAGGACUAUGAGAAGGUGCCACUGCCCAGCUCGGUCUUUGUCAACACCACAGAGUCCUACGAGGUGGAGAGGCUGUUCAAAACCACGAGCCCCCGGGGGGAGCCCCAGGAUGGACUCUACUGCAUCCGCAACUCGUCCACCAAGUCGGGGAAGGUCUUGGUUGUGUGGGACGAAACCUCCAACAAAGUGAGGAACUACCGUGUCUUUGAGAAGGACUCUAAACUCUACUUGGAGGGCGAGGUCCUGUUCGCGAGCGUGGGCAGCCUGGUGGAGUACUACCACGCACACCCGCUGCCGGGCCACCAGAGUCUGCUGCUGCAGCGCCCCUACGGCUACGCUGGGCCCAGGUGACGCCAACACACCGCGGGCAGAGGUGGCCCCAAGGCCGCCGUCUCCAGCUGCACGGAUGAGACAGGCCUGCAGGGCGGGAGGAGCUCUGAGCCGAGGCCUCUCUGACCGGACACCCGACUGCCAGGCCAGGCCCCGCCCAGCAGGCUGGGUCCUCGGGGCGUGGCUGGGCCUCAGGCUCCCAACGGCUCAGGGGCUCUCUGGUGUCCUGCGCCGCCCACCCCAUUUCACCUCCCAGCAGCCCGGGGCCUCUAGACCGAGCUGGCCUGGGCUUCAUGGACAGGAACUCUGGUCCCCACCCUGCCCAGGGCUGGGGGCUGGGGGCUGGGCAGGGAGGGCUGGGGCAUUUGUGGUUGGGGCAGGGGUUGUCCCCAGGACCCCUAGGACCCCCAGGAACGCUAAGACUCGGGCUCCAGGAGGGGCCUUCGCUGCACAAUAAAGCACAGACGACCUCUAC
Molecule: messenger RNA, 2313 nt
Organism: Artibeus jamaicensis (Jamaican fruit-eating bat)
Lineage: Eukaryota; Metazoa; Chordata; Mammalia; Chiroptera; Phyllostomidae
Gene: SH3BP2
Product: SH3 domain binding protein 2
Exons: 13
Coding region: 105-1859 (584 amino acids)
Biological process (GO): signal transduction
Molecular function (GO): SH3 domain binding
Source: RefSeq, a predicted model, not a curated record